AUGUCUCGAUCCAGAACAUACCGAUUGAUGAAAGAAGCGUAUGUGCCCGCGUAUAUCUUCCGGCAACCAAAGGAAGGCCUGUUCGAAAGAGAGCACGAUUUACUAAGGCCAAUCCCCGGCUACUUCUGUAUUCUGCAUAUGGCAAGGUUCAAACCAAUGAACCUCCUUACAGAGAGACACUCUAGAUGGAGGCAGGAUAGGAGCAAAAAAGAGCCAUCACCUAUUCCCUGGUGCCUCCGCGUCCGUUUAUCGCAUGGCUCUUUGGGUUUACAUAAACUGUCUGGCCAGAAGGAUCAGAGACGAAGUGCGAUUCGGGACCAUCUUCCAGGACUUGAUGGACAGAAAGAACGCAAAGUUUCCACCCAAACAUCGCAAUCGUCGACCAUGAAGGACAACGAAUCGAUCGAUCAUGCGUUGACAGAAACAUCGCCGAGUCAGGGACCAAGAACGGCGUCCUCGGCGACAUCCAUAAUUAGCAAAGACGCAUCAGAAGAAAGCACUACAAAGAACUCCAAUGCACCGACACCAGCGGAGCAACGUACCAAGGAGCCAACCUCGGACACCAAGGCUCCGGAGAAGACAACAAGUAAAAAGAACCAGGCAAAGACCAGGACAUAG
Ilyonectria robusta is the source of this 618-nucleotide messenger RNA. RefSeq lists its product as uncharacterized. The record is from RefSeq and is a predicted model, not a curated record. The transcript has 2 exons. Lineage: Eukaryota; Fungi; Ascomycota; Sordariomycetes; Hypocreales; Nectriaceae. The coding region runs from base 1 to 618 and encodes 205 amino acids.